Molecule: messenger RNA, 649 nt
Organism: Betta splendens (Siamese fighting fish)
Lineage: Eukaryota; Metazoa; Chordata; Actinopteri; Anabantiformes; Osphronemidae
Product: 40S ribosomal protein S17-like
Exons: 5
Coding region: 114-518 (134 amino acids)
Biological process (GO): translation
Cellular component (GO): ribosome
Molecular function (GO): structural constituent of ribosome
Source: RefSeq, a predicted model, not a curated record
UUAAGGCCUCCCACCAGCGGCGCCGCUGUAGCCGCGCGAGGGUCUGACUUCCGUUUAAGCAUUUAAGCUUCCACCGGAAGUGUGCUUGUCCUCUUCUACCAGGCCGAUCCAACAUGGGACGAGUCAGGACCAAGACGGUGAAGAAGGCCGCCAGGGUCAUCAUCGAGAAAUACUACACCCGGCUGGGAAACGAUUUCCACACCAACAAGAGGGUGUGUGAGGAGAUCGCCAUCAUUCCCAGCAAGAAGCUCCGCAACAAGAUCGCUGGAUAUGUGACACAUUUGAUGAAGAGGAUCCAGAGGGGUCCGGUCAGAGGAAUUUCCAUCAAACUGCAGGAGGAGGAGAGAGAGCGAAGGGACAACUAUGUACCAGAGGUUUCUGCUCUGGACCAGGAGCUGAUUGAAGUUGAUCCUGACACCAAGGAGAUGCUGAAGCUGCUGGACUUCGGCAGCCUAUCCAACCUGCAGGUGACCCAGCCCACCGUCGGCAUGAACUUCAAGCAGCCCCGAGGAGUCUAGUCUGUAAAGUAUCUUCUAAUAAAACCCUUUGGGACAAACUUCUGCUGUGCAGGACUGGUGAUUCCGAUUUAGAAAUUAAAGGAACUUUUCUGUAAUUUGGAGAAUAAAUGAGGAGAAAACUGAAGAUAACA